CGACCACCCUCUCGCGCAGUUCCCUCUCUCAGUCCAUCGUCCCCCUCGACGACUGUACUCUGUACCGGACUCCAAGCAAUUUUGCGCCUGCCCUUAGCCGUCGUCCCGCACCCGACGUUGCUGGUCAUCGCAGGGCAUAUUCUCCACUCCCCUAACAGCAUUAUCACCAUCGCGCUCGUAACCACGCUCUUUUCUCUUUAUCGUCUUUCUUGACAUGCAAAUCGACAACCUCCUUUUCGCCCGCGACGAUUGCGUUGCUUGCGGCGACAUUCCGGCCUGCAACUGUGCUGAUGGCGAAGAGUGCAUCCAAAUCAGCAGGAGCUGUGAGACCUGCACCACCAACCAAUGCGUCGCAUCCAGCUCAGGCUCGGGCUCAGGCUCGUCCGGAGGGGUCAGCAAAGGUGCUGUCGCAGGCGCAGUAGUCGGUUCGGUCCUCUUCUUCGCUCUCGUCCUCGGCUUCUAUUUCUGGUGGAGGAAAAAGCAACAGGCUGCGAACAAAGAGCAGCCUGCCGCAGAGGGGUCCAAGGAUGUCCCUGCCCCCGCGGACAAGGUUCUCAGUCGUCCUGAUCCCAUCGAGAAGCACGCUUCCCAGCCGUCUCCUCCUCGUCAGCCUCAGGAAGAGCGUGGGACGGUCAGGGUCUAUCCCACCGGCUCUAACUCUAUCAUCGACUUGGACCCCCACUCCCAGCAAGCGAUGCAUCUCAAUGGCGGCCAUAUGCGUAAUUCCUACCGCGACUCUGAUCCCAACCCCUUCGGAGAUGGCCACUCAAUCGUUACAACCUCGACCGGCAGCCAGUCCACGAAUGUCAUCCCUAUCGCCCUCGUUCCUCCUGGGUCUGUUGGCUCUCGACUCUCUUCUCCUUCUCAAACCGAUUCUUCCACCUCUCUUCCCUCUCGCCCUCUUCGCUCCCCCGAUAUCAACCUCAACCUCGAACACCUCAACGUCUCUCGGGACACCAUGCCCAGCAACUCCGGCCAGGACCUUUCCCCUCAUUCGGGUAUCAAUCGGAACUCGUACAUGUCGGCUGCUAGUGGUGCCAGUUACGCAAGCGAUGUACUUACCGAGGCUCCCAUCAUCGUUACCCAGAGCCAGAGGCAGGUUCUGGGGUCAGUCAAGGCCGAAGUUGUACACGCGCCUGGCAGCUCGGGCGCCAACAGUUUGAAGACCAUUUCCGUUGCUUCAAGGCCACCCGUCCGCUCACCACUUGCUACCUCUGCGUUUGGUCCUACCGAUAUCGUAUCUGAACAAGACGACGGCCGAUCCCAGCGUUCUCAGGAGAUCAAUGUCACCAAUGAUCCUUUCGACGACCAUAACUCUCUUCCGGCGCCUACCACGGGAGGCGGUAAUCGCACUUCCGCAGCCACAUUCGGCUCGGUCUCGGACAACGGUUCUCUCUGGACUCCCCUUCCCCAAUUUGCCACAAAUUCAGCGGGGCAGAGCCGUGGUUCCAGUCGUCCCAUCAGCCUCGACACUCAAGCCGGCAGUAUCAUUGGUGCAGACAUCAGAGACGCCACCCGUGUUCAUCUCGGUUUCGUUCAACCCAACUCGGCGCCAUUCAUCCCCGCAACACCCGUCAGCAGUUCCGCAGCUUUCAACUCAAGCCAGCGCAGUCCUUACCGGAUGACUAGUGGGAGACUGGUUACUCCCACCUCAGGCGGCACUGACGUCUCCACCAUGCCUACUGGCUUGGAAGCUCAACAAGCUCGUGCGCUAGCCGAAGCUAAGGCAGUCAAGGCGCAGGCUAUGGAAGAUCGCGACAACUCGAGGAUGUCCAUGUCCACCGUCGCCUCCAACGGUGCUGAUUCGAUCCUUGAGUCCUUCCCAUUCGUCCCUCCUAGCCCGAUCUCGAACAGGCCCAUACGCACGCCUCCCAGAUCGCCUUUGGUCCAGAGUAACCCGGCACAGGCAAGCAGUCCCCUCGCCGCCUCUCACUCGCAGACUUUGUCCGAUUUCGUCGAGCAAGCUUCGGAAGAGGAUAGUGGGAUGAUUGCGCCACCAAACCGGAAGAUGCUCGGGAUGUCGACUGGGAGCGAAAUGUCCAACAUGUCGACCGGUCUGGGAUCCUUCCCCUUCCAAAUCGAAACAUCAUCAGAUGACCGUCCCAGCGGUCAAGUCGCCGAUGCGGGAGAGGACGGUGUCGAUGGCGGGGCUGGAGCGAGCGCCGUUGCCGGGAGACAGAGGGCGAGUCUUGACACGCUGGCGUUGACGAGCGAUCUGUCGUCGUACCCGCUUGGAGUUGAUCGCAAGUAAAUGUGAUUAUUGUGUACCAAGCUCUAUCCAGAUACCCUGGUAAUGAAACGUACGAUACGACUUCUGCUCUCGAGUGCCAGCUACAACUGUUGACUCAACCUUGAUGCUUGACUUGACGCCGCGCUUCUAGUUCUGCGCCUGAUGACCUGUCCACCUAUCUGCUUGUGCAUCCUUAACACCCCUAAUUCCUGGUUUGUUCAUGUUUCCAGCGGACGAAUGUGGCUCACUGUCUUUACUUGCUCGUACUUUUGCCUUCUUUUUUGGUCCGUUGACUGGGCUUUAGGGAUGUAUGUACUGAUUUUCUCCGGUAUUGUAAAAGUACCUUCUCCACUCGCUUUCAUCUUCAUUUACAUACCUUUCCUUUCUGAUAACCCCCUCGUGUCCUUACUUGCUCGUUUGUCGAGACCAUCUCUGCGUUUUGUUACCAUAAGUUUAUACAUUUCGUCUAUAUCGCUACCUACGCUUGUGUCUCGACUACGCUCUCUUCUUUUCACUCUUUCCUGUCUGUGUUUCUUGGGAUUCCCGCUCUGUUAGACUUCAUGUUCGAAGCUAUACUCCACCCCGCCUAUGCGGUGUUAUCAGCCCACCGUGCGUUGCACUCUGUCAGUGUCAAUGUAUUUAUUGAC
Messenger RNA from Stereum hirsutum FP-91666 SS1, 2877 nucleotides. RefSeq lists its product as uncharacterized. The record is from RefSeq and is a predicted model, not a curated record. Lineage: Eukaryota; Fungi; Basidiomycota; Agaricomycetes; Russulales; Stereaceae. The transcript has 2 exons. Bases 215 to 2251 code for a protein of 678 amino acids.